AUGCAAAUUUCUUCAUCUCCACCAAAUAAGGUAUCGUUCCACCAUAAUGUUACUCUCACCGUCUCACUAACUGUUGGCUCGCCUCCCCAGCAAGUCACCAUGGUGCUUGAUACUGGCAGUGAACUCUCCUGGUUACACUGCAAGAAAACUCCCACAACCCCAUUAACGUUCAACCCUUCACUCUCGUCGUCAUACCGUGCAAUCCCGUGUUCAUCGCCCACAUGCAGGACCAGGACACGAGAUUUAGCAGUACCGGUUUCCUGUGACUCGAAAAGCCUCUGCCAUGUCACCCUCUCUUACGCGGACAGUUCCUCUGUUGAAGGUACUUUAGCCUCAGACACGUUUAAUAUUGACAAUUCGGAUCUACCAGGGACGGUGUUCGGGUGCAUGGACACGGGAUUCAGCUCCAACAUAGAGGAAGACUCCAAGACUACCGGACUAAUUGGCAUGAACCGGGGAUCUUUGUCAUUCGUUUCGCAAAUGGGAUUCUCCAAAUUUUCCUAUUGUAUUUCGGGUCGUGAUUCAUCAGGCAUUUUGCUCUUGGGAGAAGCUCAUUUUCCUUGGCUAAAGCCAUUGAACUACACACCAUUGGUUCAAAUAUCAACACCUUUACCAUAUUUCGAUAGAGUUGCAUACACGGUUCAGCUCCAAGGAAUAUCAGUAUCUGGUAAAGUUCUUCCUUUGCCAAAAGCCACGUUCGAGCCCGACCACACCGGUGCCGGACAGACUAUGGUCGACUCCGGUACACAAUUCACGUUCUUGCUCGGCCCUGCUUACACUGCAUUGAAAAAUGAAUUCUUGAAUCAAACUAGAGGUGUUUUAAGGAAAUUAGAAGAUCCCAAUUUUGUUUUUCAAGGGGCAAUGGAUUUGUGCUACAGAAUUGAGCAGAACAGAAGAGUUUUACCUCCAUUGCCAAGUGUGAAUUUGAUUUUUAGAGGAGUCGAAAUGAGUGUUACUGGGGAGAAAUUAUUGUACAAAGUUGGAGGCGCAAGCAGGGGAAGUGAUUCAAUAUAUUGUUUCACAUUUGGGAACUCAGAUUUGCUGGGUGUGGAGGCUUAUAUUAUUGGACAUCAUCACCAGCAAAAUAUGUGGAUGGAAUUUGAUCUUGCAAAUUCAAGGGUGGGAUUGGCUGAGUUUAGGUGUGAAUUAGCGAAUCAAAGAUUACGACCCUAA
This is a messenger RNA of Fraxinus pennsylvanica, 1173 nucleotides long. Lineage: Eukaryota; Viridiplantae; Streptophyta; Magnoliopsida; Lamiales; Oleaceae. The record is from the annotation of a GenBank genome assembly.